Anastrepha ludens (Mexican fruit fly) is the source of this 12405-nucleotide messenger RNA. RefSeq lists its product as uncharacterized. NCBI's taxonomy places the organism in Eukaryota, Metazoa, Arthropoda, Insecta, Diptera, Tephritidae. The record is from RefSeq and is a predicted model, not a curated record. Gene Ontology annotation, molecular function: phosphatidylinositol-3,4,5-trisphosphate binding; GTPase activator activity. Gene Ontology annotation, biological process: signal transduction; positive regulation of GTPase activity. The transcript has 9 exons. Bases 1139 to 6298 code for a protein of 1719 amino acids.
CAGUAAACACUUCUAAGUUGGCGGAUCGUAAGGUACGGGUGUUGUGGUUACGGAAGAAUCAAUGCCGGUUUUAAGGCCUUAAUGGACAAUAGAGAUUUUAAAAUGCAAAUAAAUAUAAAUUACGAUUCGUAAACCAAAACCUAAAUGCAAGAAUUUUCAAAAAGUUUCUAAAUAAAUGCAAAAAAAAAACACAAAAGAAGAUAAUAAUUCUUCAAAGUGCAAUAAGUGCCGUGUAUUUCAUGGAUAUCUUUUAGUUUUGCAUUUAUUAAAGUAUUUGUGAGACGUAAAACGAUCGACGGUGCACACAAGCAAACACAACAGCAACCACCACAAGCGCACACAUACAUGCAUACAUACUUGUAACAAAUAUAAAUAAAUUUUUGUUGGUGUUUUGUUGAUAAAUCGAAUAACCAACUAGCGUCGAGUACGCGCAAGUGUGUGCGUGCGUGCCUUUGGAGCGAAAAAUUGUAUUGGUGUGAGAGAGCAACUGUGCGACAUUGCUGCGUGAAUCAUCUGUGAGUGACAUAGAAACUGCAAAUUUAACAAAAGAGAAAAUAAAUAACCAAAAUAAAAAUAUAACAAACAAAUGAAAAACAAAAACAAAAUCAACGAGACGAGUUUAAAUUUAAAGAAAUAAAAUAAAAAUAAAUGUUUAAAAGAAAAACAACACCACCGCUAAUAACGGCAACAACAAAACGCACCAACUACAAUAAUUUUGCAAGAAAACCACAGCGUUGACACACAAUUGUUGUUUUAUUAUUAUCAUUGUUGUUGUGAAAUAAAUUAAAAAGCGAAAAUAUGUCUACAUACACACAAACAAGUACUGUUGAUGUGUGUUAAAGCGUUGAUUUUUAAUUUUUUAUUUAUUUUUAAAUAAAAAAGGGUGAAAUUUUUUUGUGUAUACGGAAAUUAACGCGACAAAGAGUGGCCUGAGUUUCUUUCGCCACAGUGCAAUUAACGAAAAUAUGCGAAAAACUGGAUGGGAUGGAUAAUAUAUAAUAAGAAAAAGAACAACAACACAAAAACAAUAAGGCUGUCUUUCUUCAUUGCUGGAAAGUUGAACAAUUAACGCUUGUAUCUGGACCGAGCCAAGAAGUAUUCAAGUUAAUGGAGAUUUGUGCCAUUUAAAAAGUGCAUCAUGGAACAAGAAGACUCUUGCCGACCCGUUCCCGCUCCACGUCGCCUCUAUCCCGAGUUGCGCAAACUUGACUAUGAAAACGUUACCGUUGAGUUGAUUAACAAAAAUCUCAACAUAAACUCAGAAAACAUACACACCAUCACCAAUUGCACCGAAAAGGUGCCGAAUAAUAAAAUAUUUUUCGGCUCACUUUCCGAUCAGGAGGACACAAGCAGCGCGCGCAAGUCCAUACUCACCGAAACAAAUGAUCUGUACGGUCCCAAUGCAAAUGAAGCGGUCGAUUCGUCAGCGCCCAUCUAUUCAACACCAACACCAGCGCCACGCCCACGUAAACCACAAAAUACAGAUAUAGAAAAUGCGAACAACAUCUACGAGAACACAGAAGUGUUGAGUCGCGCAACGCCACAAACAACUACAACACAAACACUUUACCCCGAGCUACCGCACAAUACGGGCGCCAUCAGCAAGGAAACCUCACCCAACACAUCGACGUCCUCAUCACCAUUGAAUAGUCGUGCAGCGUUGCGCAAGGCCCCCGAAUUGCCGCCAAAGUCAUAUCUCAGUGUGGAACGUGAACGUAGCCAACGCGCCCAGCGCUAUUCCAUCGGCAGUGAAGUGUCCACCACGAGCAGUUAUAAUGUGACGAUCGCUGGUGGUGGCGGCGUUGGUGGUGGUGGCGGCUUGAAUGAGCGCACAUUUGGCAACAGCUACACACAAAAAUCAGCCUCGAAUGCAACACUCAAUUCGUCGGUGGAAGAUUCAAAUGACAGCAGCGAUAAUGCGAAAUUCAAAUCACCUUCGCCAGGGUAUGUAGGGGAUGCGGGGAGCAAUUGCAAUUUGAACAGCUACGUAUUGAAUGAUGGUAGUGAUGUUAGUGUUCGUGAUGAUGAAAAUGAUGUUGAUAUGCAAUUUGAAAGUGACGAUAGUAGCCGCCGCAACAACGCCUACGACAACAACAAAAAGUUCACUUGCAUUGCUGCCAGCAACCAAACGAACGAAAAAUGCGCAUUCACUGUAAUCACCAAUGCCCCUGCAACUGCAUUUGCGUGCAAUCAAACUGAAGACAACGAGCUCUUGAAGUCGAUCGGUUCUACUUCCAAGCUUCUCACCGAAUCCAUAGGCGAGCGUGUGGCACUCAAAGCCAAAGGCGUGAAAAAUAAAUUCGAUAAGAAUUUUAGCAAUAUUAGCACUGAAACAGCAAAUCGUUUACGCAGUGUUGGAAAAAAUUUCAAUGCUAAUUUUACGCUGACCAAAAAAGACAAAGAAAAGCAAAGAGCCGAAACCACAGCACAGUUUCACACUGACCGCCCGCAAACAUUGCCGCCCAACGAUCAAGUCUUCGGUUCGAUAUCAUUUACCAGUCCGUUGAAUCGUAAAGCAGACGGUGUUGAAGAUCUUUCCGCCAGCACUGCCGAUUGCUCAUAUGAUUUGCCGCGUAACUUGAAAUUAGCGCGCAGCGAUUUGGAUUUACCUUCACCGCCAUCGUACGAGGACGCUUUGAGAGACGCCCCGUCGCAGCCGACAUUCACGCGUAACGCACCCAUGAGUAAAUCGCUCAUGGUGCCUAAGCACAUUGCCGCUGAGGCGGCUAAUGUGGCGUUGAAGAAGCAACGCAGCAAUGCGAGCUUGCAAAAUGUUGCCGAGGAGGAAGUGCAUGCCACGAGUAAUAGCUCAGAUGCAGUUUCACGCGAAUCAGUAGACUUGCCCUCGCCGCCCAUGCCAUCUUUUCCACCACCUGUUCUCCCCAAAGAAGUUGUGGCGGACAUAUCGCAUGGACUUUAUGGCAAACUCAAGCCAAUACAGCCGCCACAGAGGUUGAAACGACGCAAGAACUAUGAAGAAAUACAAUUACGACGUAUGGGUGACAGUCCGUCGCCUGUGGGUGGCGCUUCGCUGCGUCCGAAUGUUGACUCUGCUGAGCUACACCAACUAAAUAUGGAAGUAGCUGCGACGGAGCGCGAGGAAUCUUUGGUACUGCAUAAACAGAUACUUGAGGCGGAGAAGCGAGCGCCAAAACCGGACCGUAGUGAGUCGUGGGAGUACUUUGCGGAUAGUGUGGAGGAGAGCGUGUGCUCAACACCGGAACCUGUGUAUGCAAAUGAGGAAGCAACUUAUGGUAGGGUUUUCGAAAUGGCUACCAGUAACAAACAGGCUUCUUCACAGGACCAAACUAACGCUUUGCGAUCCAUACAAGCAAGUGAGGUUACAGAGGGCGCAGUUGGUGGCUGUGUGAAACCGCCUGUAGAAGUUAUCAAAGAAUUCGAUCCACUUUUGAGUCGCAAAGCCGCAACUAUCUGCAAUUCGGACAAGAGCAAUCAGCUGCUGCUAUUAGAACAUCUGCUAGAGGAGGAUAUCUAUGGCACAGUUUCAGGAGACCAAGUCAAAUCUGAUGAUGAUGUCAGCAUGUGCACAUCGGAGGAAGAUAAUCAGACUGCCGCUACCGGCACUACAACGGCCAUAGUCUCGGAAGAGCCCAAACCAACAACCGUAGUUUUACCCACACCGAAUACAAAGCCCUGCAAUAGCACGGCUCAAGCAGCUACUCAGCUAAGAAUUGUGCAUCAAAAUGCGCAGCUACUGUCGGAGAGUAUGGAAAACGUGCUGGAUGAUGAUGAAGAACGCGUGCGUCCGUACUUGAGUCGAAUCGAUGAUCAAUCCGCCGCUUGUGGUAGCAAUAUUGAUUUGGCGCGCGCCUCCGCAAAUCGUACUCACUGGUUUGUGCAAGACACUAAAGAAAACAAUGAGCAGCAGCGUCAAAAUCCCUUCAAUAAACUGAACAUUGAAGGUGACGGACCACCAUCCUACUUGGAGGCUAUUGGCGCCGACGGUCGCCCACCACUCACACCUAACGAACAAAAAUCGCGCGCUUCACGUUUCAUGAACAGCGUAAAUGUAUUCUCUACGAGCGUCAAACAACGUGUUGGUGCCAUCACGCGCAAGAACAGCUUCAAAAUAGCCGCGAAAUCCGAUUUGAAGAUGACACUGCAAAUGGUGCCGCGCCCAACACUUUCGCCUUUGCUCGUGCGCUACGAAGGACCGCUGAUACGUUUUCCUUCGGGUGUUGUCGAAGACAUACUCAAGGAGAUGCAAAAUCGUAAAGCUAUUUUGCGUGAUCGUCAAUUCCAAACAUUCCUCGAUCAGGAGAUGAAAACGCCCAAGGAAAACAUUCCACUCGAUUACAUUACGACGUUGCAAUGUGUGAGUAAUAAUCGCGUAACAGAUAACUCGACACAUUUCUAUUGCUUCGAGAUAACCUCAUCGGUGCCGAAGAACCAAUCAAGCUCGAGCAAUGUGCAGACCAUGUCGAAUCCAAAUCUCGUUAUGACGAGUACUGCGUCGGGCAACUGCAAGCAUCAACGUGUGGCACACUUGUAUGGUGUGAGCAAGGAAUCGGAGAGAGGUGUCUGGAUGCAAAAGAUUUUGGAGAGUCUGACCAAUACUAUACCACCGAAAUAUGCCUGCCAUUACUAUCGCGCCGGUUGGUGCUAUCUGAAGAAUUCCAUAACCUCUGAAUGGAGCGGCACUUGGUUGGUGCUGAAGAAGAAUCAAAGACGUUUAAUAUUUGUCAGUGAAGCGGCUGGUAAUGUAGAGAAAAUGGAUCUGCGCAAAGCGCGCUGCUUGGUGCUCAAAGACAGCGAUGAAACGAUACGCAAUUUACACGUGGAGUCUGGUCCUAGCCUUAUGAUUGACUGUCCGCCAUUUACGGUCUAUAUGAUUAUGUCUUCACCACGUGAAACCAAAAUUUGGCGCCAUAUCAUACGCGAAGUGGCGCACAACAACGGCUUCUCACUGGUCGAUCAGCAAUUGACCAAGUUCAAUGUACCCGUUAUUGUGGAUAAGUGCAUCAAUUUCGUCUAUAUACAUGGAUCCAUGUCGGAGGGUAUAUACCGCAAAUCGGGCUCCGAAAAUUCCAUUCUAAAACUCUUAUCCGCCUUUCGCGCCGACGCCUUCAAUGUCGAGAUCACACGAAACGAAUAUAACGAACACGAUGUGGCGAAUGCUUUGAAGCGUUUUAUGCGCGAUCUGCCCGAACGUUUGAUGGGCAAACUUUCCGAGAGUUUUAUGUGUGUGACUGAACUUACGAAAUCGGCAGAGAAGAUUCAGGCCUAUAAAGAAUUACUGGCACGUUUAAGCGUAAUCGAGCGGGAGACCCUCAAGAAGAUCGUGGGACAUUUGGCAUUUAUAAGCUCGCAAAAGACAAAGAACAAGAUGAGCACGAAAAAUUUGACAAUGAUCUGGGGCCCAACGCUACUGCAAAAUCAUCAUCAGCAGGAAGAAAUGGUUUACUCACAAAAGGAGGCGGAUGUCUUAGCUGACUUAAUAACGCUCUACAAAAAUCUGUUUCCCUUAUCGCCAGAGGAAGUGAAAAAAGAGCAAGAAAUGCUGAUGUGCCUGCAAAAGUACUACGCGGCCGCUGAAACGCUGACAGAUUCGGUGAAAAAGUCGGGCGAUCUGAAAAUGUGGGUUGUGCUCAACCCCAGGCCGGAGAACACCAAAGAGGAAAAAACCCAGGUGAAUAUAACCAUCAAUCCGACCCGCACUGCUUACGACAUCUGCCGCGAGCUAGCGCCCAAAAUGCAAUUGUCAACCCACCAAGUUUCACUGCAGGAAGUCAUACUGAACGACAGUUUAGAGCGUCCACUGCAUCACGACUUAAAAGUAUUCGAUGUUGUGCUCAACUGGUCCUAUUGGCCAGAAGCUGAUCGAAAAAAUAAUUAUCUCGUUGUGAAACCGAUCGACACUUUGCGUGAAGUGCAGCGCGCAGUCAAGAAUUUGGCAACGGUGACACCUGGCAAGGAGCUAAAAUUCGCUGAUAAUCGCACGAAAUCCUUCAAAUCCUUUUUAUGUGAAUUGCGCGAUGGUAAAAUUGUGAUAUCGAAAAAAGAUAAAAAUGACAAAACGACCAUCGUACGCGAGAUCUUCCUACACAGCACCACCGCGUACUUGGGUUGUGAAAAGAAGCGCGACUUCCCGUGGAGCUGGGCAAUUACAUUUGUGGAGCGCACACAAACGCAGAUACUGAGAUCCCGCGACUCACCCUUCAUAGGACAUGUGUUAGCUGGCAGCGAAUGGGUUGAUCGUACGAUAUGGUACUCCAGCAUUUGGUAUAGUUUGUAUGGCGAUAGUAUACUGCCACCAGCGGAAAUAAUCAUGAAGUGAUGAAAACAAUGCAAUUACACGGACUUUUGACAAAAAUCACUUUUUGACUUUGCCUGUCUUUGCUUUUGGCUUAGUAAAUCCUGAACGUGCAUUAACGAAUCCCAUAUUGAGAGCGCAACUUGAAAAUUUCGUUGUAAAUUUGUGCCAAAUACGCGUAUUUCAUACAGACGUUACUUUUUACUUUAUGACACUUAACGAGAACUUUUAACAAGCAUAUAUUUCAUGGUGUUGAAAAUGCCUAUUUGCGUGCCAAAAAAUUAUAUUUUCGAAAAUUUGACUUAACAUUUACUUCUUGAGCAGAAGUGACGAUAGAAGGCAUUGAAUACUUGUGGAGGAUUUGUUGUAAAUACUUUUCAAUUAAACUAAUAGGCCUCUUCUAUUCGCCACUUCUUUGCUCGCUAUCUCUCUGCUCGGCUUACGUGACGAAAAAUUUGCAUUUGAAAACAAAGUUAACGAAAAAGAUUCGCCGCUAGCGAGUUUAGUUAUAACUCAAAGAUCAUAGAAACCAAGGCGCAUUGAAUACUGAAGCUGGGGUCUUUCCAAAGCAAUCAAUUUAUUUUUCGCGAUUUUGAAAAAUCUGACAAACAAAUGUAAUUUUAUGAAGAUCUAUUCCAGCGCAGUCAAGAUAUAUUGAUUUAUACCAGUGGCUUUAUCUAUUCGUCACUUGCUAAUGCUUGGCGAAAGUAAGAGGCGUCAUAUCCGGCACAUGUUUUGACCGUUUUAAAAGUAACCAUUUGGGGUAAGAGUGUUCCUGGCGUUAAAACGCGCUUCGAAAUACUCUAAAUAGGCUUCCUAACCCAUCAUCUUGGUAUUACAGUCCGGGGUGGACCAUUGUCUCCUCUACAAUACGCUUCCAUUCUUCUCGACAAUCCGUUUUCGCUCUAUGUUGUGAGAUUCUCAUCUUUCGUGUAUCGUCUUCUAUGUUUUGCAACCAUCAUCUCCUUGGCCAGCCUCUCUUUCUUGCUCCUACAGGGUUUGCUUCAAAUACUUUUUUGGUAUUUGGUCGUUCUUUCGCUGCUCAUUCUUAAAACGUGUCCAUACUGCCACAAUCUUUGGGACUUUAUAAACCGCGAUACAUUUCCUCCCGCGAUUAAAACACUGAGCUCGUGGUUAUACCGUAUACGGUAUGUACCCUCUUCGAAACGUAUAGGGCCGAAUAUUCUUCUCAGAAUUUUUCUUUCAAAUCGCAUCAGUAAAUUCACAUCAUUAACUUUAAGGACCCCUGUUUCACAGCCGUAGAUGAGAACCGGUCUUAUUAUAGUUUUGAACAUCUGGAGCUUUUGUUCCUUUGAUAUCAAUGAAUACUUCAUAAUUUUCAUAUGGCCAAAGUAUGAUCUGUUAGCUGCCUGAAUACGGUCUUGUAUAGAAAAGGACAUAUCCUCAUUUAUGCUGAGUGCUACGCCUAAGUAUUUAAACUCUUGUAUGGACUCAAAAGCAUAACUUUCGAUUCUGAUGUGACUAUCAUGAAAGGAUCGUGUCAUGUACUUCGUCUUUGCUUCAUUCAUAUUGAGGCCCGCUGGUCUUGCAUGCCCGCUUGCAUUAAACGCAUGAUAUUUCAUCUGUCGAUUAUUGGCUGCGUUGUCCCAAGCAGAACAACUUUACUGCUCACCGCUUCUCUUCUUAAAAAAAAAAACUGAAAUUAUCCUCAUUUCAUGCAUUGUCUCAAAAAUCAAAUAAAUUUCUUUUCACAGUUGCUUGAGAGGCGUACAAAAUUCAUGACUAGUAAUGGAAACCGAUUUCAGAAUACCUCCAAAAAUGGAAGUUUUUUACAUAGAAUUAGUUUACAAAAAAAAAAAACCAAAUUCCUGGGGAACACCUCAGCCAAUAGAAAUGGUUUAAAAUUUUAUCAAAUUAAGCAAACGAAAUUAAUUAAACGAAGGUGGCAAACACAAAGAUAUACUGAUCUGGCUGAAAAUUGGUGUGUAUUCCUCCAAGAGAUGCCACUAAUUAAACAUAACCUCGAUACGCUUCAGUAGUGACAUCUCUUUGACUUUGCGCUGGCUUUUCAAACGACCCUCGCCAAUGGCAAAUUAAUUAAUUUUUUUUGAGGCUUUUUGCACUGUAUUUCCUAUAACAAUGAGUUUCUAGUGAAAGAAUAUGGGCGAGGCCAUUUGCAACAAAAAAAAAUUUAAAAAGAAUCAGCUCCAGCUUUUAUAAAAUGCAUUUGGUAUAAGGAAAAAACCUCAAGAGCCAUCACUAAAAUUUUUUUUUUUUAAUCAACGCAAUUUUCCUUUUUUUCUUUUUUAUUUUGCGGAUGCGGCUUAAAAUGCCGAAUGCAUCAUCAAAGUUCCCGUCGCAGCCACUGAUGCUGGUAUGUCCAGAGACUAAAAAACUCCCCCUUUUUGGGAAUCGUCGCGUUCCAUCUCCCUCAUCAUAAACGAUCCCCUGAAACCGCUGAUGAUUUCUCACGUUUCAUCACUGCUUAGCAUCUUGUCGAUUACAUUUUUAGCGGUUAUGAGACCAACCGAUAUUAUUAUCGGUAUUAAUGCUGAUUCUUAAAUAAAAGGAGUCUCUUACAACCUCGAAAUCAUAACUGUAAAAAUGACGUGGGUGCCGAUACACUGUUUUUUAUUAUAACAGGAGGUACUUCGUUUUGUCCCUGUUUACCACCAGACCCAUUCGCUUUGCCUCUUUAUGCAGUUUGGAAAUGCGCGGUUUUUGAAGUUGAUGAUUUCAAUAUCAUCGGCAUACGCCAACAAUUGUACGCUCUUACAAAAAACUGUGCCUCAGCGAUUAAGUUCUGAGGCUCGCACGAUCUUUUCCAGCAUCACCUUAAGGGGGGCCUCUUAUCAGUGGCUUCAAAAAAAGGUGUUUUUUCUCAACUUUUUUUGAGGCGAAAAAAGCGACACACAGGAACAAUCUUGUGCAUUUAUUUGAAGGCAUGAUUGAAGAGUAAUAAACAAUUUUUUAACAUAAAUGAAAAAAUAAAAUGGCGGGCAUAUGAGGAAUCUCGCACAGCUUCUCGUUGCGCGCUAGUAAAACGGCGUGUAAGAUUGCGGUCGUAGUUUUCACCUGAAACACAAAAGAAGGCUUACCCGCAUAUAAUAUACUACUCUUGUAUAAAAAUAUGAAAAAAUUUACACACAAUUAAUUAUUCAAAAAAGUGCUUUUUUUCGCCAUUUUUUUAAAGAAGGUGUUAAAUAACAUUAAAAAGUGGAUAUUUUUUUGGAUUUUGUUAGUUAAUUACUUCUUUCAUAGCGUUACAACGCGGGGUGCGUCAAAGCUUCCUUCAAAAUGCUCCUCCAAAGCGGUCUAUCUUGAGCUGUUGCUUCGUAGUCACGUAUUCCCAGCUUCUUAAGAUCGUGUUCCACUGCGUCUAUCCAAUGGUUCCUCGGUCUGCCUUUGGCCUUCACGCCCAUUAGCUUUCCUGUCAGGGCUUUCUUCACGGUACAGUCAACAGGCAUACGGAUCACAUGACCUAGCCAUCUUAUGCGCUGCGCUUUAACAAAACGCACAGCUGUCUCGUUGUGAGUUAGAUUGUUCAGUUCAGAGUUCAAUCGAAUUCUAUAGGUACCAUCAUCCAUUCUUGUUGGGCCAAAGAUCUUUCUUAAAAUUUUUCUUUCCAUGCGAGCAAUCUAAGCACAAUUAUCAACCUUAAGAGUCCAUACCUCACAACCAUAUGUUAGAAUUGGUCGAAUAAGAGUCUUGUACCUUGUGAACUUUGUAGCUUUAGACAAGAGUCGGGACUUGAACAAGUUAAGGUGGGCGUAAUGCGCUUUGUUGGCGGCGUUGAUGCGAUCCCUGACGGCGGAAGUUGAAUCACCGCUAUCGGUGAUUAUCGGCUUCAAACGAUAACUUUCGUCGUUUUUUUUAAAUCUUACACGCCAUUUUCAAAAACAUGGUUUUGAGAAAACGUGUUUAAAAGUUUUCAGAAGGUAGAUAGUAUACUCACACGAGGGACGGCACACAAGCCUGUAACUCCGAAAUCACUUUGAAUUCCGCUAUAAAAUUUUGAGGGCAUAUUCUCCUAUAAUAUAUCUAUCGAUUGUAGUAAAAAAAAAUCGAUUUUUUGAAGCCGACUGCUAAGAGGCACCUCUUUAAGAAGUCACACGACAGAGAGUCACUCGCGUUUCUUUAGCCACUUAAAAUUUGCACUUUAGACUACCAAAAUUCUAUGCGCCUUUUGAAAUGUGUAUUUCAAAUAUUGGGUAGUCGAAAAAGUCUUUUCGUAUUUCUAAUCAAACUUCAACUCAUUUUCUUUUAUAUUUAUAAUGAACUUUAUUAAACCAAAUAUGUACCAUUUUGGUCGACCACCUUUUGUCAUUUUUCUUCUAGAGACAUUAUUCCAUCAGUGUAAAACUUUUGUGGUUUCUCGGCGAAAAACUGCGACAAGUGAUUUUCACAGGCUUCUCUUGAAGCCAACUUUACUCCAUUAAGGGAGUUCUGCAUUGACCGAAACAAAUGGUAGUCCGAUGGUGCAAGAUCAGGGCUAUAUGGUGGAUGCAUCAAAACUUCCGAGCCAAGCUCUCUCAGUUUUUGCCGAGUCAUCAAAGAUGUGUGUGGCCUAGCGUUGUCCUAAUGGAAGACGACGCCCUUUCUGCUGAUCAGUUCUGGCGUUUUUUUUUUCGAUUGAAUGCUUCAAUCUCAUCAGUUGUUGACAGUAAAGUGUAGAAUCAAUCGUUCGAGCAGGCUGGAGCAGCUCAUAGUGUAUGAUUCCUUUCCAAUCCCAUCAAACACACAGCAUAACCUUUCGAGGCGUCAAUCCUGGCUUUGCGACCAUUUGUUGAGCUUCACCACCCUUGCACCAUGAUCUUUUUCACACAUUAUUGUCGUAUUUGAUCCACUUUUCGUCUCCUGUUACCAUUCGCUUCAGAAAUGGUUCGAUUUCAUUUCGUUUCAGCAAAGAAUCGCAGAUGUUAAUUCGGUCCAUUAAAUUUUUCACAGACAAUUCAUGUGGUACCCAAACAUCGAGCUUCUUUUUGUAACCAGCCUCUUUUAAAUGGUUCAAAACCGUUUGAUGAUGAAUGUUUAGUGCCUUGGCGAUGUCAUGGCAGCUUAUGUGACGGUCCUGGUCAAUCUUUUCCAUAAUUUCAUCGACUUUUUCAACGAUAGGUCGACCGGAGCGAGGUGCAUCUUUCACAUCAAAAUUUCCAGAACGGAAGCGAGCGAACCAUUGUUGUGCUAAACGAACUGAUACAGCAUCGUCUCCGUAAACUUUACAAAUUUCAUUGGUGGCUUGCGUGGCAUUCUUCUUUUUUUUAUACUCAAUUUGAACAGCUAUAACUUUUUUUCAACUUCUCCGAAUUUAAUUUUUUUUUCGUUAAAUGAAGCUUAAAAUGUCACCUUUGUAACAGAAUAUGAUAUGACACAAUGUGAUUGGUAGCACUGGAGAUAGAUGAUUCCAACGACAUCUAUUGACGAAAUACGAAAAGACUUUUUCGACUACCCAAUAUUUCAUCAAAAUCCAGCAAUUUGGGGUAUAACCGGCAAAAGGUGCCAAGUCAAUUUGAGUUAUUUGUCAAAAGUUCACGAAUUUAAGUUUCUUAUUCAUAAGUUUUAAUUUCAUAAAAAUAUUUGUAGUGUAAGCCUAGUUUACUUGUUUACCCAUAACUCAUUAGCGAUUCAGAGAAGUGAAAUGUGAAUACCAUCAGUUAGUAUCUGCGCAUCAUUUUCAGUUUAUUGAGCAUUUGAACUUGCAUUUUUUUAACUUUAGUUUUAUAAUAUCAAAAUGGUUGGUAUCGUAUUGUACUUGCCAUGCAUUGCAUUACAACAACAAAAACAAAAAAUAGAUAUGUACGUACAUGGAUUUGUAUGUGAGCUGCUGUCUUCGAAAAUUUACAAAUGCGUUUUUUUUUACAUUUUAACUACACACGUACAUGUGUGUGUAUGUAUGUAUAUCAAGUAAGAAACAAACUGAAAUAUUUUGUAUUAAAGUCAAGGUAGUUUUAGCAGCAAUUAUUAAUUUUUAAAAUAUAUAUCGAACUACAUAUAAAAUAUUGUAUGCAGAAGUAAUUAUUUUUAUAACCGUAAGUGUAUUAUUUCAGAUUUUUAAUAAAUAUGUUUGUAUGUCAUAUUGAAAUAAAUAAGUGAAUUUUACAAAUAAUGCAAAAUAUCUGUCUUACCGUUACAAGGUGAAAGUUAAGAGUGUUAAAACUUAUUUUUUAAAA